UCUGUGAUCCUGAGCAACUGUUCUUGAGACCUGCAGCUGUGCCGCAGGAGUGUUCACCUGCAAGAACUCACAGUGCAAAGAGGGUCAGAAAUGUGGGAUGAAGAAUGGAGUCAUGGACUGCUACAGCAUAGACCCCUGUGAGGACACUGAGUGCCGUGAGAAAGAAAACUGUGUGGUGAUGAACAGUAAGGCGAUAUGUGUGGCCCAGUCCAAGGCCUACUGCUGGUUGUUCGGUGACCCUCACUAUAGCACGUUCGAUGGCCAGCCCUUCUCCUUCAUGGGUACCUGCUCCUACAUUCUGGUGAAUACGACGGGCAAAGAUCCCUCCCUGCCUCAGUUCAGCAUCCAGACUAAGAACGAGCCGCGAGUCAACUCCAAAGGCUCCUUCCUCAAAUCAGCCAACAUAGACCUGAGUGGUCACAGGAUCACCAUUCUCAGUGGCCAAAGAGGGACAGUGGAGAUUGAUGGCAUUAGGUCUGACCUCCCUGUGAGUUUGGAAUCUGGCAACAUCAGAAUCACGGAGUCUGGUAUCCAAGGGACCAUCCAGACAGAUGUUGGCCUGAAGAUCACUUUUGACUGGACCGCCUUCUUCAUGGUGACCAUCAGCAGCAGUUACUACGACAACCUCGGUGGCAUUUGUGGCAACUACAAUGGUAACAAAACAGACGACUUCACCACUCCCACAGGUGUGCUUUCAGCAAAUACCACGGCGUGGGUGGCAUCCUGGAGUGUUGCCGACGGUGAUCCAUUCUGCCGGCAUGUCUGUAAUGGCAACUGCCCCACGUGCUCAGAAACAGACCGGGCACUUUAUACUGGACCAAAGUACUGUGGUUUGAUGACAGACGGAGGGGGCCCAUUUCACCAGUGUCAUAAGAAAGUGCCGGUGAAGGAGUUUGCCUCAGACUGCCUCUAUGAUGUGUGUCUGAAUGAGGGUCGACACGAAGUGUUGUGUGAGACCUUGGCUAACUACGUGGCCAAAUGUCAGCAGGCUGGGGCUGUUGUCUCACCACUGUGGAGAAAGGCCUCCAAUUGCCCCCUGGCUUGCCCAUACCACAGCCACUAUGAGCUAUGUGGCACUGCCUGCCCUGCUUCCUGUGCCAUUCCCAAUGUCCCCGAGAUCUGUUCCAAAGUCUGUGUGGAAGGCUGCCAGUGCGACGUGGGUUACGUGCUCAGUGGUGAACACUGUGUCAGCAAGGAGACAGGGUGUGGCUGUACACACAAUGACCAUUACUACCUGCCUGAAGAAACCUUUUGGGAGGGCAACACAUGUCAGAGUAAGUGUGUGUGCGACGGAGCCACACAGAAGUUGGUGUGUAUGCCUAGGAAGUGCAAGGCUAGUGAGCACUGUGAAGUGGUCAACGGGGUUCAGGACUGCUACCCUUUCAGCUUCAAGACCUGCUCAGCACAGGGGGACCCCCACUUCCGCACCUUGAUGGGAAGCGCUCGACUUCCAGGGAAACUCGAGGUGAGGGUGAAGGUCCCGAGCACCUACCACAACGCCAUCUGUGGUCUCUGUGGCAACCUCAAUGACGACCCUGAUGACGACCUGCUUCUGCCCAACGGGGAAAAGCCCAUGAGUCCCAAGGAGUUUGGAAACAGUUACUGGGUAGCUGACGUACCGGGCUGCUCCCACAGUGCAAAGAUUGUGCUGUUGUAG
Molecule: messenger RNA, 1657 nt
Organism: Oncorhynchus masou masou (cherry salmon)
Lineage: Eukaryota; Metazoa; Chordata; Actinopteri; Salmoniformes; Salmonidae
Product: IgGFc-binding protein-like
Exons: 5
Coding region: 98-1657 (519 amino acids)
Source: RefSeq, a predicted model, not a curated record